Molecule: messenger RNA, 1166 nt
Organism: Saprolegnia diclina VS20
Lineage: Eukaryota; Oomycota; Saprolegniomycetes; Saprolegniales; Saprolegniaceae
Exons: 5
Coding region: 32-1120 (362 amino acids)
Biological process (GO): mitochondrial transmembrane transport
Source: RefSeq, a predicted model, not a curated record
AGGUUUUCGAAACGACGGGAACCCGACUGGGAUGGAUCGCCCGAGGUCGCUGGAAGAGUCGGUCAAGAAGUCGUCCGUCGCCUCGGUGGGCGCGCUCCUCACGGCGCUCCUGGUCACCCCGCUCGAGGUGGCCAAGACCCGACUUCAGGCCCAAGUGCCCACGACGUCUGUCCUAACCGUCAAGACGACACCGGCCACGUACUGCUACUGCACGCACUACUCGUUCUCGAACGGGCUCAUGGACCACAUGGUGUCCAAAGCGCGUACGAAUCUGUUUCCACCGCCGGGCGACGCCGGCGCGCACGAGCUGCAUCCCAACUGCCCGAUGCACUCGCCAUCGCCGUCGACGUCGACGCCCAAGCUGCGUGGCACCGCGCAUGCGCUCACGCACAUUGUCCGAACCGAAGGCUUGUCGGCUUUGUACGCUGGCUUGUCGCCCAUGCUUCUCAUCGCUGUGCCAUCGACCGUCUUCUACUUCACCUCGUACGACAUGCUCGUAUCCAAGGCGCGCCGCGACUACCCAAGCAUCGCGCCCAUUGCGCCCUUCUUUGCCGGCGGCAUCGCGCGCUGCAUCGCAGCGACUGUCGUCUCGCCGCUCGAGCUCAUCCGCGUGCGCAUGCAAGCGAGUCCGAACGCCGGCGGGUUCCUUCACGUCGUGCGCAGCAGCAUCAGCGACGGCUUCUUCUCGCUCUGGCGCGGGCUCGCACCGACGCUCGCCCGGGACGUGCCCUUCUCAGCGCUCUACUGGUCGAGCUUCGAAGUCCUCAAGCAAACUUUCACGACGAUGGCAGCAACGACCACCGAUAGCGACUGCACGCCGGCCCAAGUCCGCCUUGGCAUCGCAUUUGCGUCCGGUGCGACUGCAGGUGCUGUCUCGACGAUCCUCACACAGCCGUUUGACGUCAUCAAGACCAAGCAGCAGAUCCACAACUUCUCCAAAGGCGUUCCUGAGAGCGAAGCGUCCGCGUCGAUCUACAGCAUGCUGCGCGAUAUAGUUCGCCUUGAGGGCGUGGGUGGCAUCAUGACGGGCCUCUCGGCGCGCGUCGCCAAGGUCGCUCCGGCAUGUGCCAUCAUGAUCUCGACGUACGAAGCCGGCAAGCAGUAUCUCGGUGUCGAGUAAGAGGCCAAUGGUGCACUUCAAACGCGCGCACUUUUGCGUUCCUGUA